UAAUUAUUGGAUUUAUUCUCUUUUCUUCGCUAAGACCAAAAAAAGGAUAGCAAAAUGGGUUGUCUAUCGGGAAUAGUCAACUUUAUUUUAUAUAUUGUUAAUAUUGUGUUUUUGAUCGUUGGCAUCCUUCUGAUCGUGCUGGGCUCGAUCAUGUUGUCCGAUCUUAGCCACUUCGAUGCCGCGGGAGAUGGAACGAACACCAACACCAUUCCCAUCUGCAUCACCGUUCUGGGAGGCCUGAUCUUCGUGGUGUCCUUCUUCGGCUGCUAUGGAAUCUUCAGGCAGAGUGCCUGCAUGACUGGAGCGUACACCAGUAUGGUGUUCGUACUGUUCAUCCUGCAACUGGUGCUCACCUGUUGGGUGUUCGUGAACCGAACGGCGUUCCUGGGGGACAUGAGCAACCUGGUGAACAUGCUCUGGCGCUCCCAGGACUUCGGUGCCAUGGGCGUCCUGGAGGAGACCUUCGGCUGCUGCGGCGACACCAGCUACACCAACUACCUCAACCUCAACCUGUCGGUUCCCGGAACCUGCUGCGGCUACUUGAACCGCCAGACGACCUGCCCUUCGCCCUCGGUAUACGAAUCGAGACCUGGCUGCAGCCAGAAGUUCGUGGAGUUCUGGAACGACAACAUGGACAUCAUUCGCUGGUCGGGCUUGGGUCUCUGCAUCUUCGACCUGAUCGUCUUCCUGAUCGCCGGAGCCCUCACAAACUGUAUGCGCAACCAGAACGCCGGACGACAGGUUUAUGCCUAGAUUCUGUACGAAUUUGACCAUGAUAAACAAUAAUAUUUAUUAAUAAAACAUUUUACCAAUUACAUAAAAUAAACCUAAUUCUUAAAACCGA
Drosophila ficusphila is the source of this 844-nucleotide messenger RNA. RefSeq names its product 23 kDa integral membrane protein. The transcript has 3 exons. Lineage: Eukaryota; Metazoa; Arthropoda; Insecta; Diptera; Drosophilidae. The record is from RefSeq and is a predicted model, not a curated record. Bases 55 to 753 code for a protein of 232 amino acids. Gene Ontology annotation, cellular component: membrane.